Molecule: messenger RNA, 1679 nt
Organism: Neurospora crassa OR74A
Lineage: Eukaryota; Fungi; Ascomycota; Sordariomycetes; Sordariales; Sordariaceae
Product: acyl-CoA thioesterase
Exons: 2
Coding region: 361-1449 (362 amino acids)
Biological process (GO): acyl-CoA metabolic process; fatty acid catabolic process
Cellular component (GO): peroxisomal matrix
Molecular function (GO): fatty acyl-CoA hydrolase activity
Source: RefSeq, a predicted model, not a curated record
AUACGAUCAACCCAGACAACAAUGCAGUACCUCGGCAAUUAUGGGAAUUCCACCACGGCUGACCUGGCCUCCCCUUGGCUAAUGAUUUUUGUUGAUACAAAACAUUCUGCCAUCAAAUAUCCAUACUGUAUUUCUUAACUUAUACCGAUGGUGGUCUUGUUAUUCCAUCCGUUAUACUUUUACUCGGCUUGCUACCAAUUGGUGUGAAAACAAGCCUGGUCUCAUUGGCAUCCUCAAGUGUUUACAUACUCUCUGUCGUCUUACAUCUAGAUCUCAUUACCGUGUGACAUACACUUGACACUCGGGGCGUCACAUUGUGCCCAACUUUUCCAUUCCCUCGCAAUCAUAAAUUUCAACACAAUGGGAAAGUCAGAAGAGGAAUCGAAAGAGGCUCCUCGCCCAACCCUCAUUAGGCCGCCGCCCGAGGACUUGAGCAAGGCGCCUAUCGAGAACACUUUGGAGGUCAUAGAACUGGCCGUGAUCGGACCUAAUAUCUUCACCAAUGCGCGCCAACCAUGGCAUCCCCCCGGUGCCCGCGGCAUCUACGGUGGCGCCGUGAUCGCCAUGUGUCUCGCAGCCGGCCAAAAGACCGUCCCAUCUGACUUCCUUGUCCAUUCCAUGCACUGCUACUUCCUACUCGCUGGCUCCGCCGAACUGCCCAUCCUCUUCCACGUCGAGCUCGUCCGAGACGGCCGCUCCUUCGCCACGCGAACCGUUCAAGCGCGCCAAAAGGGCCGCUGCAUCUUCACCACCACCAUCUCCUUCGUCCGGGAGGGUUCUAGCGGGCCGCGGGGCAGUCAGGUCUCGCACGCCUCGUCCAUGCCCAUCGACGAGAAGACGGGCAGGCCGUGCCAACCGCCUCCGGAGGACUAUGACGGCGAGCCGGAACUCGUCCGCUCCGGGCCCAAUCCUUUCCAGAGCGCGCGGAUCGAGGUCACCAACGCCGACAGCCCCCGUCCGCAGGACAAGAAGACGCGGCAGUGGUACCGGGCAAAGGGCAAGAUUAGCGCCGAGGGAGGGCAGCAGGCACAUCUGACCGCCCUGGCGUACGUUAGCGACUCGUACUUCAUCGGCACCAUCGGCCGCAUCCACAAGCUGUGGCGGUUCCCCUUCCACCCGGAGGACUUUGACCAGUUACCCGAGGACGUGCAGGAGCGGGUGCGCGCGCUGCACGAGUGGGAGGGCUUGGGAGACCCUAAGGACAUGGUGGGCCGGCCCGAGAUCGGGAUGAUGGUCAGUCUGGAUCAUUCCAUCUACUUCCACGAGCCGGCCAAGGUCAGGGCGGACGAGUGGAUGCUGAGCGAGAUGGAGAGUCCGUGGGCGGGUGACGGGAGGGGUGUGGUGACGCAGAGGAUCUAUAACAAGGAUGGCAUGUUGCUGGCUACGUGUGUGCAGGAAGGGUUGGUGAGGUUGGAGAAGAAUCCUGGCAAGACUGACUCCAAGCUCUAGGAGUGCGGUGUGAUCUGUGUGGAUUCGAGUUAUUGAAGACAGCGAUGCAUUUUCCAUGAUAGACAUUGAAUGACACAACAUCUUUUCAGAUUACCUAGCCUAGGCACCUGUCGCCAUGGACCAGCGGGUAUAUGUAGGGUUUGUUACCUAGCCCUUUCAAUACAACGGAACCCAGUAGGUAGUCCUAUGGCUCAGUGGUUCUCGCAAAUGAAAGAAGGCGUGGCAGUUUU